Messenger RNA from Anolis carolinensis (green anole), 4988 nucleotides. It is a transcript of the gene erich3, whose product is annotated as glutamate rich 3. The transcript has 15 exons. NCBI's taxonomy places the organism in Eukaryota, Metazoa, Chordata, Lepidosauria, Squamata, Anolidae. The record is from RefSeq and is a predicted model, not a curated record. Bases 199 to 4467 code for a protein of 1422 amino acids.
UUCCAAGGCAUCUCUUAGUAACGGGAGAGAUGCCGAGGCGAGGAGCCCGCCGGCGGAGGCUGUAAAGCAGGGAGAGCGGCCGGCUCUUGUCGGGGCGCUGGAAGGAGGAGCGCCGGCUUUGGAGCAGCAGCUGCAGCAGCGUCCAAAGAGGCCUCCGCGCCUCCCACUGCAGGGAAAGGAAGAAGCCAGUCUGCCAGAAUGAGCCAUCGCCAUCCAAAAUCCCUUGGAGAUUACAACAGCCUUGCACACUAUAAUAGCCUGACAGACAAGCACCUUGCAGGCUAUUUCAGCAAUACUAGGAUAAGACGUCACCUUCUGAGAUCAGGGCUGGUCUCAAGAAGUGGAAGAAUCAUAUCAGAGAAGGAAUACCAGUUGAAUGCCAUGAGGAAGGACCAUCAGAAGUACAUACGAGAAUGUUUGGCUCAGGCAAUAUUUCACAAAGUCCUUGACAUGGAACGUCAACACCAGGCGGAAAUUAAAAGAAAGCUUGAAAAUUCUGUCAGGAAAGAACGUGUUCAGAAACUCAAGGUGGAGCGAUCAAGAAAAGCAGCAGAAGAGUCAAAUCGCGUGCUCUCUCCACACCCGCCCAGUGCACCAAGAAAUCGUGCUAGGCGUCGCAAAUUACGUGAAAGAGGAGAAAUGGGAAAUGUCGCCAGCUAUCCUCGACCAAGCACCGCACCUGGAAAAAUACAACAGCCACUCCGAUUGCAGCCACUUUAUGGCAAUAUUUCAGCAGAAUUUACACCAAAGGCUACUUCAACUUCCAGAGCAAAGUUCCUCACUCUUGAAAGGGAACAUCAAUUUCCGAAUGGGGGAGACAAAGGGUCAUUAAGGCCUAUACGUUCAACUGAGUAUUCAUCUGGUGUAUCCCCCUACCAUCUUCCCAUCAUAAACAAUUUUGUGAUACCUAUUCCACUACCACCACCACCCAAAAGUGAGAAGAUCACGAGCACAAUGAAAGGGGGGACAUUGAGAGGUCGAAGGUUUCGCCCAACAACUGCACUCGAUGGUUUGGAGCAAUUGUUAAUGCGGGACACGGGGAAAUUCUACAGACCUCAAGUACACAGCAAUGCAUAUCUCACCAUGAUCUAUUUGGGAAAACCUGUGCACCUGUCCUAUGAACUUUUCGAUUACCGAGAGGAAAUAAAAAUAUAUCAACAACACUGUGGAGGAGAAAAUCUGUGUGUGUUCAGAGGAAAACUGUUGGAGGGAGAAACAUUUCACUUUAUCUCCAGGCGGCAUUAUGGCUUCCCCUUCAGCCUUACAUUUUAUCUCAAUGGAAUACAAGUGGACCGCGUAAGUUCUUGCUGUGAAUAUAAGCACCGAAAGGGGACUCGUCUAGGUGGCAAGCAUGGGCACUUUGGUUUCGUCAAUGUGGAAAGAUCAGCUCCUUGUUAUAGGUGUAUCAUUUCAAUGGGUCUGGACAAAAAGCCUUCCCCUCCCAAGAGAAAGACUACUGAUGAGGAUGAAGCAAAGAAAGAAGACUCAGAGAAAGAAGACAAAGACAAGCGAAGAGAGAGCAGCAGGAGUGGAGAGGACAAGCAAGAAUUGGUGUCUCGGUUUUCACCAGCUCCUGAAGAAAGAAAAUCAUUUGCAGAAGGGGCUCAAGUCAUGGAAUGGGAGACUAAGAAAGAAAAAAUACGAAGGAGCAGUGAUGAAACUGAAACCUACCAGAGACCUUCAGCAUAUGAUGAAGAUUUUGAAGCAGAUGAAGAGAAAUCAGAUGAGAAAGUUAAUGAAGAAGGACAGGCUGAUGAUCAAAUGAAUGGGAUGUCAAAGUCACCCUCAGAUGAUGAGAAAGAUAAUUUAGACCAUGAAAGGGAGAAUAAAAUCUCAUCACAGAAAGCUUUGCGGGCCUCUGACAGCGAGCAAGAUGAAAGUGAUGGAUAUGGAGAAAGUGACUUCGAGGGGGAGGAUAAACAAGGCAAGAAGCUUGCAUCUCCCUCUAGCAGUAUACUGUAUAGCAACGAAAACAUCUCUGACUCUGAAACCAGAAAACAAGUUGAAGAACAAGACAAUGUGGAUAUACAUUCUGAAUACGAAAGUGAGAUGGCGAAGUCCCAAAGAUCUGAAAGCCAAGAAAUGGAUAUAGAGGAAGAAGAGACAAUGGGUGAAGUAGAACACACAAGAACCAAACGCAUGUCAGGCAUUUCAGAUGAAGAUAAGAUGGAGACAAGUCUCCAGGACAUGAGUACUACCUAUGAGAAGGGGAAGAUGAAAGGACUGGUAGACAUGAACAUGAAGGAAGGCAUGGAGGAGGAUAUAACAAUGCAUUUCAGGCACAGCUCUCCAGAAGAAAAGCUCAGUAGCUUAGUUCCAUCAGAAGAUGAAGAAGGUGAAUGCAAAUCGGUUAAAGAGAAAAUAGCGGAGGCCAUUGAACAUGACCAGCUUUUGAGUUCUGAGCCUGAACCUAGUGAUUCCAGUACAGAGGAUGAGGAGGAUGGUGCAACUGCUACUCAAGAUAAACAUGAAGGUGGAAUUUUCAUGGCAAAAAAAUCAAAAGCACUCAAAUCAAAGAAGGCUGCAGAGCAACUGGAACAAGAAAGACAGAUGGUAUUCAAGAAAAGAGCACCUGAGGAAGAGGAGCUUGUAGAGGAAGAAUAUCCUGAAGAAGCAACUCUGGAAGAAGAAUUCCUGGCCAAAAAAGCAGUGGCUCACACAGCAAAACAAGCAAUAAAGGAUCGGACUGUGAGCAGAGAGACAGAUGUGGAGGAAGAACUAGAAUCAGAUCUGGAUGAUAUAGAGAAAGAAGUAACAGAUGAGGAAGGAAAUACAUCUGACAGGAAGAUCAAAGGAGAAAGAAAAGUUAAGAAGAUUGAGGUAAUGGCAGCAGAACAUGAAACUUUUGAUGGAGAUGUAAUUUCAGGUAAAUCUCAGUUAGGCAGAGAAGGAGUGAAGGAUCCUAACCUCACCAAGGAAUUAAUAGGUAUUGGAAAAGGCACAGAGGGAGAAGAAGACAUCGAAGAAUUAACAAGAAGGAAAAGUAUGAAGGAGGAAGGACACAAGGCAAAGAAGAUUUUGAAAGGAACUAUCGAGACAGGUGAAGCUCUUGGGACAGAAUUUGAGGAGGAAGCACAGAAAGAUAUGAAAGAAGCUGAAUCUGAGGGACAUCCAACUUUGCAAGAGCUGAAACAUAAAACAGAGGGUGUAGAAAGAGCAAGCUCUGUGGAACAUGAAAGUUUGACAGCCAGUGGUUUGAUGGAUGAUGAAUACAUGGAAAAGAAAAAAUAUAUGAAACUCAAAUUGGGAGAAUCAGACUCAAAGGCAAUAGAGUUCACCACCAGGCAUGAAAAAGUGGGAGAGGAAAUUUAUACGGAAGAGGUAACUGUGGCAGCUGCAUUCAUGUGGACAAAAGAUUUAGAAAAAGCAUCUCCAGAAAAGGAUAAGACUAAAAGCAUAUUUACAGCAGAAGAUUCAGCACAAAGGAAACAAGAGCCUUUUACUGAAAGCAUCCCAGAAGGUAUAGGCUUGGUGACUGGUAAAAUAGAAAGGGAGAGAGAAGCACAAGAAAUGGCUGAUUCAGAAGAGGUUGUGACAAAAAGAAAGGUGGUGAAAGGGGAGACAGAGGCUGACUAUACAAAAACAAAAGGAACAGAGAAAGAAAAGGUAGAUACUGAAAGAGUAAAAAGAGAAGCAGAAGCUGAGGAGGAAGUGGAAGAUGAAGAGACAAAACGUUUGCUGAAAGUUAAAUGGGAGAUGAAGAGUGAAGACUCAGAAACAGAAGGUGAAGUCAUGUCUCUGGUGACAGAAUCUGAAGGAGAACAAGUUUCUAAGAUGACCUUCAUGAGGUGGCAAAAUGUAGUGAACAUGAGAGAAGAUGCAGAAGCCAAAGCAAAUUACAUACCUAAACCAUCAUCACAAAAAGUAACAGUGCUAGGAUUGAACAGAAAGAUGAGAAUGGAAAAUGAAAGCUGCCCUGAAAGUGAAGUGGAAGAAACACCUGAGGAGACUGCAGCAGGGCAAAAAACAGUUUAUUCAGAAGUGCAGACUGAAGAAGAGACAGAGGAAGAGGUGAAUGAAGAUGAGGAAUCAAGCACAGAAGAACAGAUGCCAGGAGAGGAAAUGAUAACUCUAGCAGAUGUGGAGCAAGCUCUCUUAAUAGGGAUACAGCAAUUGAUAACUGAAGUAUCACGGAUUAAUGAGGAUGAGGAAAAUAAGGAAGAAGAAUCUCAGGAGAAAGGUUUAGCAGAGGAAAUGUCAACUCAAGAAGAUCCGGAAAAGGAGGAUUUUGUUUCAGUUGUAGUAGCAAAAGAACAGUUACAUGCUGAGAAUGACAAAGCUGACAAAAGUAUAACAGGGGAGACUGAGGAGGGAAACCCUUUGGCGGAAAACAAUGGAAGUGAAAAAAGAACAAGCGGACAGGAAGAGUCUCCAGCAGAAAAUGUGGCAGUGACAAAAAUCAUCCAUUGGAACAUGCAACAAUCUGAAGAAGAGCAAGACCAAAACCCCACUGGAUCAUCUGACUAAGAAGAUGAAGAUUUCGAAUGAAGAAUGUUUUGAGAUUGGACAUUCCCACUGUAUCAUCAUUGCGGUCUUACGUAUUGGCAGAAGAAACGGCUUGUUCAUAUGUCCUCUCAAGUUCUUACAUUGCUUGCAAUUUCUCUUUCCCAUUAUUAUUAUUAUUAUGAUUAUUUAGUAACUUCUUUUUAAAAAAAUUGCUUGAGAUUGGUGCUGGCUGGGGAUCUGCCCCCUUCUUUCUUUUCCUUCCUGGGAGUAGUAUACACACCUGUCACUUUGCUCCAGUACAGUUCCAGACAAGUGAAAUAAGCCUAUCUACCUAUUUCAGAAAUAACACUCCUUUAUAAUUAUGGAAAUAAUAAUCAUGAGGCCUGUCCAACAGCUGCCACACAUUUCUUUUCAAAAUCCAGAGGAUGAUUAUGUUACUGGAACCUUCCCAAAAUCAUCCAGUAAACUAUGAGGAUUGCAAAAGCCACAUGAAGACUUUAUGUAGAAUAAUAAAACAUCUACAAUCAAAUCUGGAAACUGUA